Messenger RNA from Sphaeroforma arctica JP610, 210 nucleotides. RefSeq lists its product as hypothetical. The record is from RefSeq and is a predicted model, not a curated record. The coding region runs from base 1 to 210 and encodes 69 amino acids. The transcript has a single exon. NCBI's taxonomy places the organism in Eukaryota, Ichthyosporea, Ichthyophonida.
AUGAGUACAUACUGCGAUCCCACUGACUUUAAAGAAGAAGAGCUUAUGGACACGUGUAGUGCAAACGCUAUGGCUCAGGCCUCCACAUCUGCAGGCGCAGCGGUUACGACUUACCAAGGGUAUAACUGGGGCUUAUACGGGACUCAGGGACAGGGCAUGUGGGUAUACUACGCAUAUGAGGAAACGACUACUGUUAGCGCCGUGAUCUAA